Molecule: messenger RNA, 453 nt
Organism: Symbiodinium sp. CCMP2592
Lineage: Eukaryota; Dinophyceae; Suessiales; Symbiodiniaceae
Source: the annotation of a GenBank genome assembly
AUGUCGCCGAGAGCAUGCAGCCGUGAACUUCCCGGUCCAGGCUGCCGUGACUGUGGCUGUGCAGAGCGAAGCUCUUUGCCGUUGUUGACAAGAAAUGUCCUGCAAGCUUGCAAAUCCCAGGUGCCGGCCUGCCCCGGACCCAGCAUGCGGCCUCUUCGAAGCCAAAAUGCAUCACCAGCACGUCCGACAGGGACUAGGAUCCACAGAGGUAACGGCAAGGACACAACCAACGGCCAAGGAUUUCCCAGCAUGAUGCGCCCUAUGCCGCCGCCCAAAGUUCUGCUUGGAGGUCAAUCCAAGCAGCUGAAAGACGCCCAUGCAGAAGCACGUGUGCCGCGCAUCUUUGGCGCAGCUGCCCUGCACCCAGCACUCACGUUUCGCAAGCAUGUGCACAUCCACCGGACUAGGAGUCCACUGGAAUGGUUGACAAAGCCUCUCUGGGCCUCUGGAUGA